UUCGAAAAACUGACAAAAUCUAUUCACAAGUAUAUGAUAACACUCACAGUAAAGUAUGAAUAAUAAUUAAUAAUUGAUUGAAAAGUCAUUAAUAAAGCUAUAUUGAAUAUGGCUGAUAAUAACCGUAAUGUUCCUGGUGAUGGGAAGACAGCCAAGGGUCCAUCUCUUGGAGAAAAUAAUCAACAAGGUGGUGCACCCAAUCAACCAAGACCUCAAGGUAAUGUUGCAGGAGCUAGUAGUAGACAACCUACAACAAGAGUUCAACAACCUCAAUUUUCUCAAGCUGAUUUAAAUAAGAUUGUGUUGGAAUAUCUUAAUAAAAAAGGGUAUCAUAAGACAGAAUCUAUGUUAAGAUUAGAAAGUUCCAAUACUCCAACUCCACCAGUACCUCAAGUUAAUUCAUCAAAUACUAGUUUAGCAAAUCCUGGAGAACUUGAUGGAUCAAGUUUAAAGAGAGAACGAGAUUUAAAGGAUAAAAUAACUAAAAGUGAACGAGAAUUAAGAGAUUUAAGAGAUAGACAAGUUAGAAUAGAACGAGAAUUAAGAGAAACAAGAGAUCGAGAACUUAGAUUAGCUAAAGAAAAGGAUUUAAGAGAAUUAAAAGAUCUAGAAGAAAAAAUGAAAAGAGAAAAUGAUCCUUCGGUAUAUUUUACAGCCUAUGGAAUGUUAAGAAAAUGGAUUGAUACAUCAUUAGAUCUUUAUAAACCAGAAUUAUCAAGAAUAUUAUAUCCAUUAUUUAUACAUUGUUUCUUGGAAUUAAUUUCAAAAAAUUUCUUAACAGAAGCAAAGGAAUUUUUUGAUAAAUAUAAAGUUGAACAUAUUAUUUUACAUGGAAUAGAAAUUAAUCAAUUUGCAGGUAUUUCAUUACCUGAACAUCUUAAAGAAAAUGAAUUAGCAAUUGCAUACAGAGAUAAUAAAUAUAGAAUUAUUGUUUCUAAAACUUCAAUGAAUUUAUUAUUAUAUUUCCUUCAUGAAAAUGAUGCUGUUGGAGGUGCUAUAUUAAUUCGUAUAAUUAAUCAAUAUUUAGAUCCUGUUAUUUCAACCACAAGACCUGAUAAAAGAAAUGAAGAAGGUGAAUCGAAUCCAGAGGAAGGAAUUCCAGCUUAUGUUGCUAGAAUUGAUGAUGUUGAAAAGUUCAAUGAACAACCCGUUAAAUUGGGUAAACAUCAAUUAGAUCCUGAAGUUCAAAAAGAAAUUGAAGCUGAAUUAAAGAUUAAAGAUGAAAAGAUUGAACCAGUUAAUGGAGUGACUCUUGUAGAUGAAUUUCAAGAAAUGACAAAACCUGAAACAGAUUCUCCUGCUAGAGAAACAUUACCAUUGCCUUUAAAAGAUUCAUCUGAUAUUAAACGUAUGAUAUUAGAAGUUGAAGAUUCAAGAUCAAAAAUAAGGUUAGGUGCAAUUCAAGCAUCUUUACCAUCUGUUUGUAUGUACACUUUCCACAAUAGUAUUAAUGAAAUGACUUGUAUUAAUUUUAAUGAGGAUUCUAAUUUAGUUGCUACAGGAUUCCAAGAUAGUUAUGUUAAACUUUGGAGUUUGGACGGAAAUCCAUUGAAAUCUGUAUUUAAAAAGGAUCGUAAUAAUAAUGAAAAUUCUAGAAAAUUAAUUGGACAUAGUGGUCCAGUUUAUGGUGUAUCAUUUUCUCCUGAUAAUAAAUUUUUAAUAUCAGGAUCUGAAGAUAAAACUGUAAGAUUAUGGUCACUUGAUUCAUAUACUUCAUUAGUAGCAUAUAAAGGACAUACUCAACCAAUUUGGGAUGUUAAGUUUUCUCCAUUAGGACAUUAUUUUGCUACUGCUUCUCAUGAUCAAACUGCAAGAUUAUGGGCUACAGAUCAUAUCUAUCCGUUAAGAAUAUUUGCCGGACAUAUAAAUGAUGUGGAUUGUGUUGAAUUCCAUCCAAAUUCAAACUAUGUUUUUACAGGCUCGUCAGAUAAGACAUGCCGUAUGUGGGAUGUUCAAUCUGGUAAUUGUGUUCGUGUGUUUAUGGGGCAUACUGGCGCAGUAAAUUGUAUGGCAGUAUCUCCAGAUGGUCGUUGGCUUGCUAGUGCAGGAGAAGAUAGUGUAGUUAAUAUUUGGGAUGCCGGGUCAGGGAGGAGGUUAAAAACAAUGAAAGGUCAUGGGCGAUCUUCAAUUUAUUCCUUGGCAUUUUCUAAAGAUGGCGGAGUCUUAGUUAGUGGCGGUGCUGAUAACUCUAUUAGAGUAUGGGAUGUUAAAAAGAAUACUAAUGAUGCUGGACCUGAACCAGAAGCUUUUUCUACUAGUGAUAAUGGAAAUUCAAAUGAUAGAAGCAAAAAUUCAGGUAUAAAUAAAAAGGAAAUCAUUGCCACUAGUGAUCAUAUGACAGCCUAUUUCACUAAGAAGUCUCCUGUUUAUAAAGUUCACUUUACUAAAAGAAACUUAUGUUUAGCAGGUGGAGUCUUUGUAAAGUAAGACUAUUAUCAUAACCCUCUAAAUUUUUAUGUAUAUUUCGCGAAUGUAU
Molecule: messenger RNA, 2476 nt
Organism: Scheffersomyces amazonensis
Lineage: Eukaryota; Fungi; Ascomycota; Pichiomycetes; Serinales; Debaryomycetaceae
Product: chromatin modification protein
Exons: 1
Coding region: 109-2427 (772 amino acids)
Biological process (GO): transcription initiation at RNA polymerase II promoter
Cellular component (GO): transcription factor TFIID complex
Molecular function (GO): protein binding; RNA polymerase II general transcription initiation factor activity
Source: RefSeq, a predicted model, not a curated record